Messenger RNA from Daphnia carinata, 1798 nucleotides. It is a transcript of the gene ZnT49B, whose product is annotated as proton-coupled zinc antiporter SLC30A9, mitochondrial-like. The record is from RefSeq and is a predicted model, not a curated record. Gene Ontology annotation, molecular function: monoatomic cation transmembrane transporter activity. The coding region runs from base 91 to 1668 and encodes 525 amino acids. Lineage: Eukaryota; Metazoa; Arthropoda; Branchiopoda; Diplostraca; Daphniidae. Gene Ontology annotation, cellular component: membrane. The transcript is spliced from 16 exons. Gene Ontology annotation, biological process: zinc ion transport; transmembrane transport.
UGGUCUGUGUGCAUUAUAUUUGUAGUUGAAAUGAAUGCUCUUUAGUUUUUGCUUGUAUGUAAUUUGUAAAGCCAUAUAAAAUUGUAAACAAUGAGUCGGUGGUUGUUCAAGUCCAAAUCUCAUAGACUGGUUUCCGUUGUUGUAGUUGAAAGGGGAAUUUGCUUCCAUUGUUUGAGAGGCAAUUUUAUACCCUUUUUUUCUAAUAGAGGAUUACUUUCAAAUUGGAUUCAACCCAACUGUUUUCAUUCUCAGAAAUUAGCUUUACAAAAAACAGAAGAAAAGAAAACAAGAUUGUCAAUGUCAACGGCUAAUGAAGGAACUGCUUCUGGAUUAAGUUCGAAGAAUGGCAUGGAAAGAAAUUUCAUUACUCCAGUUAGAGCCAUGAAUGAUUUUUUUUUGAAGCCUAGUGAUCUAGAACUGCUCAGGAAAACAAGACGUAGAUCUCCUUAUGAAAGUGAACCUCCAAUAACUGUGUAUUGGCUGAAAGAUGUUGAAGCAAAAGCAUUGGAAGUGUGGGGUAGUCAGGAAGCCUUGGACCGUGAAAGGAAAAAGAAAACAGAAGAACUUAAACGAUAUCAGCAAUAUAUUUUUAGUGUUAAAAGAGUUUUGAAGGAUAUGAGGAAAGAGCCCACAAACUGGUCACCUCAAGGUGGUCUCAUGGAAGGCUCUGGAAAAGUGGUUUUAACAGCCAUUGUGAUAAAUGGAUGCAAUUUCCUUUUUAAAUUGGUUGCAUGGUUGUACACGGGUUCACACUCCAUGUUCUCUGAAUGUCUGCAUUCACUUGCGGAUACUGCAAAUCAACUUAUUUUAGCCUAUGGAAUCCAUAAAUCUAGCCAACAAUCAAACCCAGAUCAUCCCUAUGGCUACUCCAACAUGCGUUACGUUGCCUCUCUGGUUUCUGGAGUUGGUAUCUUUUGCGUAGGGGCUGGGCUGUCGGUUUACCACGGCAUUACCGGCAUCUUCAAUCCAGACCCCAUUGGAUCUUUUUACUGGGCUUUUUUUAUAUUGGGGGGAUCUUUGGUUUCGGAAAGUGCAACGUUAUUAAUGGCUAUCAAUUCGCUGAGAAAAGGAGCUGCCAAUGCGGAUAUGCCUUUUUGGGAUUACGUCAAGAGAGGACAGGAUCCGAGCGUCAAUGUUGUGUUGUUGGAGGAUUUAGCUGCGGUUGCAGGAGUCGUGGUUGCUGGCAGUUGUAUGGCCGUCGCAUCCCAUCUCGACUCACCACUGCCCGACGCGGUAGGAUCGCUGCUAGUUGGAGUUGUGUUGGGAGCAGUGGCAUCAUUCAUAAUAUAUUCCAAUUCUGCUGCCCUCGUUGGUCGAUCUAUACCACUGAGCAGGAUCCAGCAGAUAAAUUCCGAAUUGGAACGCGAUCUAAUGAUUCGAGCCGUCCAUGAUGUUAAGGGGAUCGAUAUGGGCUCUGGCCUUGUGCGUUAUAAAGCUGAAGUAGAUUUCGAUGGUCGCGAACUGACGCGAUCGUAUUUGGAUAAACAAGAUUUAGAAAUGAUGUUGGAAGAAGUCCGAAAAAUGACUAGCAUAAACGAAAUGGAAGCCUUUCUAUUGAAACAUGGUGAAAAUAUAGUGGAUCUUCUCGGUGCUGAAAUCGACCGUAUAGAGAAUGCUUUGAGGAAAAAACACCCAGAAGUGCGACACUGUGACCUGGAACUAUUGUAGGCCGUGCUGAUACAUUCAAAGAAAGUUGGGAUUGUAAAAAUGAAAGUAAUUUUCUUCUAUACCGUUGCUUUCCUGCAUUUUUAUAAAUAAUUCAAUGGUGUAAAUAACAAGCUUGAUGCAAUUGAAAUAU